AUGAACAGAGAUCUGUGUCCCCAACCAAGUUUUGUAGAUACCAUUAAGCGGGCCAUGAUACCUCCAAAUGUAGGAGUGCGAAAGUAUCGUAGUGGAGAUGCCGAUAUAAGAUAUUAUUACGUCGGGUAUGCAAUCAAGUUCAAUUUCCCGACGUCUUUUGCUAUGACUACAUUGGGUUGGAGCGAGAUAGAAUACAGUGCCAAGUUUAUCAGGCAUAUAUUAUUAUGCCGAGGAUGCAAUCAAGUUCAAUUUGUCGACGUCUUUUGCCAUGACUAUGUUGAGUUGGAGCGUGAUAGAAUACAUCUAGCUGCAGAAAUGGAUGCGGCUCUAGCUUCCGCAUCAAUUGUUUUCAAGGACAACAAGAAGUACUCGGGAAAGCUCAUGCAUAGCGCCAAAACACUAUUUAAAUUUUCUCAAGAUGAGCUGAGAAAUAACGGUUUUGGCAUUGAAGGAGGAUGGAUAUGGCAUGAUUCACCAAAGCCUAAUCCAAAUAUCAUCAUUGGGGCCAUGGUUGCCGGGCCUGACAAAAAUGAUGGACUUGACGAUCUUCGAGCUAAUUACAACUUCGUAGAACCAACACUAGCAGGAAAUGCCGGUCUAGUUGCGGCACUUGUUGCUUUGUCCGGUGACAAGUACAUGGGCAUUGACGAGGAUACAAUAAACUAUGCUCUGCCAUCUGGAUGGUUCCAAUACUCUGUCACCGCCGCCAUCACCACCAUCGUGGUAACCUGA
Molecule: messenger RNA, 732 nt
Organism: Fraxinus pennsylvanica
Lineage: Eukaryota; Viridiplantae; Streptophyta; Magnoliopsida; Lamiales; Oleaceae
Source: the annotation of a GenBank genome assembly